Molecule: messenger RNA, 1934 nt
Organism: Mobula hypostoma (lesser devil ray)
Lineage: Eukaryota; Metazoa; Chordata; Chondrichthyes; Myliobatiformes; Myliobatidae
Gene: slc7a5
Product: solute carrier family 7 member 5
Exons: 10
Coding region: 278-1852 (524 amino acids)
Biological process (GO): amino acid transmembrane transport; neutral amino acid transport
Cellular component (GO): membrane
Molecular function (GO): neutral L-amino acid transmembrane transporter activity; L-amino acid transmembrane transporter activity
Source: RefSeq, a predicted model, not a curated record
AUCAAAAGAGUGCGACUCCCAGCGAAGCGCCGACUGAUCUGCCCAAGUAUUGCAUCAUACCGGAAUCCGUACGUACGAGUUUGAAUGGUUGGGAGGACAACGCUUAGAAGAAUGAUUCAGUGAUCCCACGGUGAUCUAACUGGAGGCAAAUUUGGCAUUUAAAAGUGAAAAGUAAGCGGGUCGUGUCCAUUUUCAGAGGGUCCAGAGGGGCGACAGCGGCACCUUUCAGACUAAACCAACGGUACCAACGACAGCCUGAGACUGAAUUCAAGACCUCAUGUCUAAUUUAAAGAAGAGAGGCUCGGGGUCAGUCCGAGAUGCAGGGGAAGACUGCAGUCAGGUGAAAGAGAAAAUGUUAGCAGCAGAUGCGAACGGGGAACCGGGCGUGUGCCCUGGCUUGGACCAAGAUAGCCCACAAACACCGGGCUCGCAGGCGGCACCCACCGAAACCUCCGGUGUCGUCUUGAAGAGAACUAUUACUCUAAGGAACGGGGUCGCUAUUAUUGUGGGAACCAUUAUCGGCUCGGGUAUCUUCAUCACACCCACUGGUGUUGUGCGAGAGGCCGGCUCCGUUGGUUUCUCGCUCAUCAUCUGGUCCAUGUGUGGCGUCUUCUCCACCAUCGGAGCACUCUGCUACGCAGAGCUGGGCACCACCAUCGUGAAGUCGGGAGGGGACUACGCGUACAUUCUGGAGGUGUACGGCUCUCUCAUGGCUUUCCUCAAACUCUGGAUCGAAUUGCUCAUCAUUCGGCCCAGCUCACAGUACAUCGUGGCGCUGGUCUUUGCCACGUAUAUCAUCAAACCCGUCUUCCCCAAUUGCGCCGUGCCCGAAGACGGAGCCAAAUUGGUGGCUUGUCUCUGUAUCUUGUUUCUGACUGCAGUGAACUGCUACAGUGUAAAGGCAGCUACAAGAGUGCAAGAUAUCUUUGCUGCAGCCAAGUUGCUGGCAUUGAUUAUCAUCAUUAUUUUGGGCUUGGUGCAAAUUUUUAAAGGUGAUACUCCUUAUUUGGAACCUAAACGAGCAUUUGAAGGGACCACAACAGAUGUGGGAAAAGCAGUAUUGGCAGUUUACAGUGGUCUCUUUGCAUAUGGUGGAUGGAAUUACUUGAAUUUUGUUACAGAAGAAAUGAUUGAGCCAUUUAAGAAUCUGCCUCGUGCUAUAAUGAUCUCCCUGCCAAUUGUGACAUGUGUGUAUGUGCUGACCAACUUGGCAUAUUUUACUACCCUGUCUCCUGAAUUAAUGCUGCAUUCAGAAGCAGUGGCCGUGGACUUUGGGAAUAUCCACUUGGGCAUAAUGUCCUGGAUUGUCCCCGUAUUUGUAGGGCUUUCCUGUUUUGGUUCUGUCAAUGGAUCGCUGUUUACCUCUUCUAGAUUAUUCUUUGUGGGAGCAAGAGAAGGUCAUUUGCCCAACCUCCUUUCAAUGAUUCACCCAAAUCUCUUUACCCCUCUACCAUCAUUAAUAUUUACUUGUUGGAUGACCUUGAUGUAUGCAUUUUCUGUCGACAUAUACUCUGUCAUUAACUUCUUCAGUUUCUUCAAUUGGCUGUGCAUUGCAUUAGCUAUUAUUGGAAUGAUGUGGCUACGCUAUAAGAAGCCAGAAAUGGAACGGCCAAUAAAGUUUAAUAUCAUUCUCCCAAUCAUUUUUGUGCUUGCCUGCAUUUUUUUGAUCGUUGUAUCCAUAUGGAUGACACCUGUGGAAUGCGCCAUUGGUUUUGCCAUAAUCCUCUCCGGAAUUCCAGUUUAUUACAUAGGAGUUUACUGGAAAAACAAACCCAAGUGGCUUUUGAAUACAAUCGAUACUAUUACGAUUUUCUGUCAAAAGAUUUUGGAGGUGGUACCUCAAACUUCGUAAGAAAAUUAAGCUCCUUAAGAAAAAUGCACAAAUAAUCAAGCAAAAGAGUCGCAAUUACAUGGUCCAAAGUUAACUUUUGUUU